This is a messenger RNA of Brachypodium distachyon (stiff brome), 3472 nucleotides long. Its product is annotated as probable myosin-binding protein 4. The coding region runs from base 604 to 2037 and encodes 477 amino acids. Gene Ontology annotation, molecular function: myosin binding. NCBI's taxonomy places the organism in Eukaryota, Viridiplantae, Streptophyta, Magnoliopsida, Poales, Poaceae. The transcript has 6 exons. The record is from RefSeq and is a predicted model, not a curated record.
GGCUAUGCUUAAAUCUCUCAAUCUCUCACCACAUGCAAAGGUUAGAGAGAGAAAUCCGGGGUUUGGGGAAGAAACGGCGGGCACCUGUUACCUCUCUCUCCUCACCAAUCCUACAGAGAAUGGGAGCGAGUCAUUUCUCCUCCUCUUCGCAACCAAGAACCGUUUUCCCCCCCAAUUUAUUUUGGGGAUUUUGCCCGCACAUUUGUGGGCUCUCUAUCUGAUUCCGCCACACACCCCUCUCCACAGCCGCCCAAUUUGUUGUUGAUUUGGAGAAUCUGCCACUCUUUGAUUGAAGAAUCUCAGCACCGAGGACGGAUUAGAUCCGGUGCUCCAGGUUGCUAUAUAGGUUGGUGAUUAUUGCAAACCUUUGCCGCACCGUUGAAGUUUUCUUGGAGCAUACUUGCACAAAAAAAAAAGAAGUUUUCUUGGGGCAACUGGAAACAGACAUUGCCAUGAGUAACCAAGAUUGCAGGAUUGCUGUCUCAUCAGAUACAAUUAGGUGUGAUUUGAGUAUCUUUGUGCCGCACUAAUGGGAACUCUAUAGUUAAAGUGGAUUUUUCAAACAACCCACAUACAUGCAAACUGAGGGUGCGCUAGUCUUUCAUGGCAGUGAAAGCUCGUGCGAGGUCGCGAGAAUUUUCGCGGCAAUUCUGGUCUGUGCUGCGCCAUGCCCUCAGCGAGUGCUUCCUCAUCGUGAUGCUCCUCGUGGUUGCUGUGGUGUCGUAUACUGCUACAAAGUUCGCUCACAUCUGUAGGAUCCGGUCACCUUGCAUGCUGUGCUCCAGAUUAGACCAGGUUCUACAUGGCAAGGCCUGGUUUUCUGAAGAAUCGAUUUGUGCUGCACACAGGUUGGAAAUUGUAAAGCCAGGCAACCUGAAAAACAUGAGUGUUAAGGAAAAGGUGAAUUCUCGGUUGAGGUUUAGGCACACAGAACUAUGUUCUUGCUGUUCAAAGCCAUUCAAGAAGAAACGUGACGCACACCGGCUAUCUGAGGAGGUGAGUGACAUGUUUCUAGAUGAUAGUAUGAGCAAAGUGAAGGAGAGAAGCAUAGCCAUGGCAAGUGUUGGGUGUUCUUCAGAUGACGAUGUUGAUCAAUUGCCUCAUGGAUGUUACAGAAAGCUAAGUGCUGACCAUGAUUCCGAGUCCGAGAUUCGCAUCUCAGAUGACGAUGAUGGUUGUCUUGCAAUGGUUUAUGAAGCCAAACAGCGAACCAGAGAUAAACCAUGUGCUGAUGCGUGGCUGCAACCUAUGAUAACCAGCACUAACACCUUAUCACCGUCUCCUUCUGAGAGUACUGAUCAGACAAAGUUUAUGAGCAUCACUCCUCUAGUUCCAUUGGAUACUGCAGAAGGUACAACCAAUGCUGCAAAAUCUUCAGACCCUGCUAUUGGCGAUGGUUUGGAGGAAAUCAACUGGGGUCAGCCCAAUGUGAGUAACAACAACCUUGAUGUGCAGUUGAACACUGUGCCUGAGCAAGAUUGUCAGGAGCUACAGAAAGAGAAAACUUUUCUGGUUGGUAUUGAGGAACUCAAUGAUUCAGAGAGUGUUUCAGGAAGCCCUGACGAGGAAGCUACAAAGAUUUUUGCCACUUCUGCAUAUGAUGGGACAAGUUCAACUGCAGAUCCUCGUAUCGACUGCAACAACAGCAUCAAGAAUACCAAUUCAAGAACACAGGAAGAAGACAUUCCUGUCCCACAAGAAAAAAUUGAGUGUCCUCUACAAAGAGUUGAGGCAGAACGGAGUGCUUCAGCUGUUGCAGCAAGUGAAGCGAUGGCUAUGAUCAAUAGGCUGCAACAGGAUAAGGCUGCAAUGCACAUGGAGGCAAUGCAGUAUCUCAGGAUGAUGGAAGAGCAGGCUGACCAUGACCAAGAAGCAAUUGAAAAGCUAAAUGACUUGCUCACAGAAAGAGAGAAAGAAAUACUUGAUCUAGAAGCUGAACUAGACAAUUACCAGAUCAAGUACAGUGAUGAAUCAUUUGAUGUCAGAAAAUUUGAUGCUACUGAUGGAGACGUGGCAUUUGAAGCCUUGGAUAGCUAAGAUUUCGUGAGGAAUACCAUUUUCUAUUUUGAAGCUGAAAAGGCCAAAAUUUUGGAAUCCUUAAGCAGAUUGGAGGAAACACUUGGCAUGCCCUCCACAAACAGAUUUGAUAUGGGUGGCACAAAUGAUAAUCUACAGAAUGGGACCCUGAGAGAUCACCCAACUGGUGAUGGCCAAUAUGUAGAAAACUCAGAACUGGAAUCUCAGUGUUCACAGUUGCUUGGGGAACACUUGAAUGAUGAACCAGUGACAUCAGUCCCUUCUCAACGAAAUGUUGAAAAUCAAUCUUCUGAGAGCGAAAAAGAUUUUGAUUCUUCACGCUUAGAUGAUGACCAAAUUAGUUCUAUAACAAGCAUUAGACAAGAAAUUUCACUCUUGAAUAGUAGAUUCAAGGCGCUUGAAGCAGAUCAGAAAUUUCUCAAGCAGAUAUUGGGUUCUCUUAAAUGUAGCAGUGACGGACUACAAUAUAUGCAGGAGAUAACUAGUCAUUUGCGGCAGCUGCGAAGGAUGAUGACUGAACAGAGAGAUAGGACAGUUUUGUGAGCUCAAAAUUAUCCAGCAUUUAGAAGUGGAGAUCUCUGUCAUGGUGGUGAUCUCUGUGACCUUGCUAAACAUGGAGGGCAGCAAGUAUGAAUUUCUGAUGUGUCAUGGUCAGUCAUCCAAGUUUGUAUAUUUCCUCAGUUAACGUGAUGUCUUGGUGUAUAGUUAAACCACUCUCCUGUACAUUGUUGUUAGGAGCAAUUUUGUCCGUGUACUUCAAAAGUUUCCAGCUCUUGCGAAGUUAAGCUAGGAAAUCAGCAAUAGUUCGUAUGAAAUGAAUAUCCAGUUAGCUCUUGUUACUGCACCUGGGGCGCAAGCUUUGCACCUUUUUUAAGCUUCCAAUGAAGAGCAUCAGGCUCCUCCAGUCCUCCUGCAGUCUGACCUAAACGCCCGUCCAAAUCACCAGAAAUUGAUCAAGCUGUGCCAGUGUCUGAAUGCGAUAGAGACCUUUCAUCCAUCUUCCUCUCUGAAGAGCUUCGUUAACAAUCAGAUUGCCCUGUCGAUGCUAUAAUCCUGUUCCCCUUCCAGAGCCCGCAGCGCUUCUACUCCUACUAUUUACUUACUAUUUAUCAGGGCCAAGACCAGGCCUGCAUGUCCAGUACUGCACUUAAUCUAGACUAGAUAGAACGUGUUAUAUCAAAAUGUGCAUAGGACAGGAUGAACCUACAAAUCAUCGAUUCAUCAUAAACCACAAUACUAUAUGACUAUAUUGCAGGCUAAACGCUACAUCGAGCUACAACACUAAACAAAAAUCUCCAGGAGUAACAAAUCAAAACAUCUGGUUAGCUAAAGGAGGCACUGUAUAGUGACAAAUCUUUGUCAAGUUAGAACAAAAGGUGAGAUGGUCCACUGCGAGAGUAACUUCCAAAUCCCGCACACAAGGGCAAAAAUAAAA